Messenger RNA from Paramecium sonneborni, 214 nucleotides. Lineage: Eukaryota; Ciliophora; Oligohymenophorea; Peniculida; Parameciidae. The record is from the annotation of a GenBank genome assembly.
AUGAAACGAAAAACAUUAUUGCUUGAAGCAGAUAUUAUUCAGUAAAUUAAGAGUGCUUUUAAUCUUAAUUAACUUGAAAUCACUGAACUUAUGACCUAAGCUAAACGAUAUGAUCCUAAGGGUACUGGAUAUAUCAGCAAAACUGAAGUUGAUGAUAUUAUGAGAGGCAUCUAACUUAUUUUACAAUUUAGAUCUUAAAUUACUUAAUAAUGAA